AUGUCGUAUAAUCCUCUUACUCAGGCCGAGGAUGCCAAUUCAGACUCGGAUUGUGCUGAAAUACGCGCCUCCCCUCUAUCUCCUACUCACCGAACGCCCUUCAGCGCGAUGCCUCCCAAUCUAGAUCUACACUCCAUUCCCUCCGAGACGUGGACUCGUCCUCGGACCGUCUCCCGAGACGGCUCUGGACCUAUGGAGUGCCCUACGCCCGACCUGCAAAGCAUCCAAGGUGCCUAUGUGAACAAUAUCGAGCGGCUGGAGCAAAGCGCGGAGAGGAUGAGCUUAUCAUCUGACAUUGGGGAGGAGAUAAGGAAAAUGAGGGAAGAACAGAAAAAAUCAGAUAGCAGAAGGUCCUCAAUACAAAAUCGUCAGCUGGAGGACCCUGAUCGGGCAGCCCUCCAUCGACAGUUAUCCUACACCUAUGGCUCUCACGCUUCUAGUUCUAUUGUUGGUACAAACAGUGUGGCCAGGUCUGGGGGCUUUUCACCCGCUGCUUACUUUGCCUCUCCACGGGGCUCCGUUCGGUCCAGUACGCGAGACUCGCUCAAGAAUAGGUCCGCUUCACAAGAGCCACGCUUGGAGCAAGUGACGGAGCCGGUACAAGAAGGCAAACCUCUCGACUCGCCGCUGUCCACACGAUUUGCGCCUGUUUUCUCACCUACAGAAGAGGCAAUUCGACCCUUACGAAUAGCGAAUGACGGAGGAUAUCAUCUAGAUGAUGUUGUCAUUCCGCGGACCGAGUCUUCUGAGCCUGAGUUCGGCGAACAUGAGCCCAUGAUGGCAAGUGAAGAAUUGGAACUAAGACACUCAACAGAUACGGCUCGACAAGCGAACGGUCUUUUCUCGGAUUUCGAUGGCGUGCAUACGGUCGCUCGUCCCUCAGAUCUGCUCCCGGCAGAUACGCCACAGGACCCACCAUUGACAAACUUCGCUCAAGGUCAAAGGCCGCAGACAUAUCUGGAUUCGCAUUCGGGCGACAAUAUGGUUUAUUACCCGGCUCCCGUACCUAUGAUGCUCAAUCUUCCAAAAAGGCUAUCGAAGCUGCCAAAUUCUCAUUCGCGAGACCAAAGGCGGUCGCAAUUGUUUGGCAAUCCCCCCAAUGAAACCCGAAAGUCCGCAGCUUGGCUUCCUGACACGCCUGAGAUACCAAACGAAGACCUUGAGCCUUUGGAGGAAGAUGCUCUGCCAUUGAUCAGGGCCAACCGUCGGACAAUGGCAAACAUACCCCCACAGCUGAGGGCUACAAUGUUUUUUGACUCUCCAGGAGUGAGACAUGACGUUGAAGUGAAAGGUGCAUCAGCCGUGGCAACUCUAGAUAGUAUUCUCGAUGCCUCAGCCUCAGCUCCUGUUACUGCUUUUACGGAUCAUCCUAUUGUAGGCCAAGUUGGAGGCGACGUCUAUAGUCGGGCACCUAUCAAAGCUCGUCCCAUUGGUCAAAUGUCAGAAAGUGGGCGGCGAAUUAGCAAAGGGAAUGAUCUGAUUAGUAGGGGAAACAUGCUCGAAGACGCUAAGAAGCGAAACAGUCUAAUGAGCAUUGCGACCUAUCUUGGUCGUAGGAAAAGUAGUGGCACUUUACUUGAGGAUCAUAUCGAAAGCCAGAUACGACCAUCAGAGCAUGGUGAUGACGGUGAGAAACUCAACGGGCCAUCGAUUGAGCAUCAGGAUGAAACGCAGGAAGCCUGCUUCGAUGCAGAACCACAGCAAGACGACUCACCAGCUGAGGAUGCAGAAAUUGGACCCGCCGACGAGCAACCAACUACUUUACUCGCAGAGUUGCAGAUGCGAAAGGAACGGCAAAAGCUUCGUAACCGGACUGCAGCAACAGCUUUUCCGGACGGUAUGCACUCGACUCUCCUACAGCUAGAUGCUGUAGCUCAAGUGCAGCAACAAAGCAGAAAGCAGAAACAUACUAUCCUUGCGUGGGAGGAUCCUGAUGGCCCUGCUGAGCCUGGAAACGAGGACGACGAAGACAUCCCUCUUGGGAUGCUGUAUUCGGAGCAGAAAAAGCGCAAUCAACAGGACGACGACAAUCGUCCGCUUGGUCUUAUUGCCCGGAGACAGAUGGAAGAUAGUGAACCUCUCAGUCAUCGGCGCGCUCGGCUUCGCGGUGAACCACCUCCUUUAAGGAACGAUAGUCUUGUACAGCAAUAUUCUUACCAGCGACAAGCUUUUCCCAAGUCUCCUCGUGAGAGCCAACAGGAAGUAGAGGACGAAGAUGAAGAUCAUGGAAGUGAAACUCUUGCUCAGCGUAUCAAGCGCAUGAAAAAAACGCAGAUACCUCCGCAUCCGCGUCCGGUGAGCACUGACUUCUCGUCAGAGAUCUUGUCUCAAUUUCAACCACAACAGCCUUUACCUGCACCCGCCAAGAACCCGGAUCUCGAAGCAGAGACCCUAGGUCAGCGCCGAAAGCGUCUCCAAGCAGAAGCUGCUGCAGGGUCACGUAAUGCUUCUGGCGACAGCGAUAGAAAUGUUUCCAAUGGUGCUCAGACCAAAGGGCCCAAUCUGGCUCAACGCCGUAGUAUGGCGGAUAUUCUGCAAGCCCACCCAGCUAUCAAAGGAGGCUUACCCUUGGUCUCGGAUGAAGUCAAGUAUACCCCGGCUCCGCGUACGAGAAAUACUUCGUGGGCUAUGGAGAUGAAUAGGCAAGCUUCACAGAGCAGGUUAAAUGUCGCCGACGGCGGUAGUGGAUAUGCGCCUCAUCCUAUGGUGGCAGGCAGAGACAAUGAGCAGACUGGUGACGAUCGGAAGAAGGGAGAUAUGAUCAAUCGUUGGAGGCAAAGCGUCAUGUAUUGA
Bacidia gigantensis is the source of this 2793-nucleotide messenger RNA. RefSeq lists its product as uncharacterized. The record is from RefSeq and is a predicted model, not a curated record. Bases 1 to 2793 code for a protein of 930 amino acids. Lineage: Eukaryota; Fungi; Ascomycota; Lecanoromycetes; Lecanorales; Ramalinaceae. The transcript has a single exon.